Molecule: messenger RNA, 1595 nt
Organism: Zea mays
Lineage: Eukaryota; Viridiplantae; Streptophyta; Magnoliopsida; Poales; Poaceae
Product: monooxygenase 1
Exons: 4
Coding region: 433-1299 (288 amino acids)
Molecular function (GO): FAD binding
Source: RefSeq, a predicted model, not a curated record
CCGUAGUAUGUUAUAUGCACCUCCAAGCUGAAGGUCAACACAUGCUUAUAGAGAGAGGGAGAGAGAGUAAACAAGGGAGGAGACAUGGAGGAGGAAGGCCAUGGCAUCGUCAUUGUCGGCGGCGGCAUCUGCGGCCUCGCCACUGCUCUUGCCCUUCACCGGAAAGGGAUUGCUAGUGUAGUGCUGGAGAAGUCCGAGACCUUACGAUCAGACGGAGCCGCGAUUGGUGUUCACGCCAACGGAUGGAGAGCCCUGGAGCAGCUUGCUAGCUUAUUUCUCUCUACCAUUAUCGCAGCUUGCUUGCAGAGAUCGUGAACAAACUUGCUGCGGCGUUUCAGGAGUCGUGGCGUGUGGAAGGUCACAAAAAAGACUACCCAGGCACCGAUCGGGAAGGAAUUCCGGUGCUUGAGAAGGAAGGAUCUCAUAGAGACCAUGGCGAAGAACAUACCUGCAGGAUCGAUCCGCUUCGGCUGCCACGUGGUCGCGAUCCAGCAGGAUCCUGGUACCCACGGACCCAUUCUUACUACAGUCGACGGCGGCACGAUCAGGGCCAAGGUGCUGAUCGGGUGUGACGGCGGGAGCUCGGCGGUAGCCAGGUACCUCGGGCUGUCGCCGCCGAAAGCCAUCCCCCGCACAGUCUUGCGUGGCUUCACUGCGUAUCCGCAUGGGCAUCCGUUCGGGGCCGAGUUCCUGCGGAUUAGAGGAGGCGGGGAGUUCGUCGUCGGCAGGUUGCCUGUCACCCGCAACCUAGUCCAUUUCUUCGUAACCAUGCCUAAUCCUCCAACAGGAAUAAUGCUCGCCACCAAAGACGUGAGCGCCACGACGACGAAGGAUUUCAUGCUGGAGAAGCUGCGAGAUUGCUGCGCUCCCGAGAUCGUCCAGAUGGUCCAGGACUCGGACCCAGAGUCCCUCAACGUCGUGAACAGCAUCCGGUACCGGUCUCCGUGGCAGGUCGCGCUCGCCGCCUUCCACAGGGGCGCCGUCACGGUCGCCGGCGACGCCAUGCACGCCAUGGGCCCGUUCAUCGGCCAGGGCGGCUCGGCGGCGCUCGAGGACGCCGUCGUGCUCGCCCGCUCGAUGUCACGGGCCAACGCCGCCGGCGGCGGUCACGGUGCCGCGGUUCGGGAGUACGUCCGGGAGAGGAGGCCCAGGGUGGCGCUGCUGUCUCUCGAGAGCUUUGUCGCGGGGACGCUGCUGCGCGCUAGGUCGCUGGUGGGGAAGCUUGCCUGCGUGGCUGUCCUGGCGCUCCUUGGCACCAGGUCGCUUCGGCAUGCCGACUUCGACUGCGGUCGCCUCUAGUCCUCGACCUCGAGGAUGCAUUUCCUUAGCUUGUGGAUCAUGGCAUAUUGGCUUCUGUGCGCCGGACAAGAAAAUUGUGCGACGACAAUAAUUGUCUCCAUCCUUCAUCCCGGAUGAUGUGAUGAAACGAUGCAUCUGUUUCUUUUUUUUCCUUUUCAUUUUUAACUUUUCAUGUUGAGCACUACGCUGAAAGCAAAUGAACGACCCUCAUUGGUCAGUUUGUUUCCGAGAGAAAGGAGUUAGCUAUCUCUGCACCUUACUUAUUCUCAUCUCUUAUUUUAAACUAGUGUUGUCUA